UCGCGUGCAUAUAAAUCUAGUUUCAACUAAUUCAACAACCUUUCACAAAUACGGAGUAUGACAUUUGUGCUCAUUAGUCUAGUAAAUUUGCACGACCAAAUUUUCUAUGAAAAACGUAAAAGUCAAACUGUUAGCAUGUAUAUGUCCGUCUAGAUCUGAGUCAUCAGACAGUUGAUGAAGUGUUACUUAAAAAUAAAAAAUAAAUAAAUAAAACAUUGUUCCUUUGGUGUUCCUCCCUCUCUUUCUCUUUCUUCCUUUAAAACGUACUCUUGACUUCUCCAUUGAAGCGACUUCACAAGUUUCUCUUCUCAAUUGAAGCAGUGUUUGAGAAUGAACCAAGAACAGCGUAACUUGAUUUUACAAUCUGCCUCCAACUUCCCACCACCCAAAGGGGUGAAAUUAUCGUAUGGAACAGCAGGGUUUAGAGCAGAUGCAACCCUUUUGAGAUCAACAAUGUAUAGGGUUGGAAUCUUGGCUGGUUUAAGAUCCCUUAAAACUCAAUCAUUGAUUGGGUUGAUGAUCACAGCUUCCCAUAAUAAGGUUUCUGAUAAUGGUGUCAAAAUUGCUGAUCCAAAUGGUGGAAUGUUGUCUCAGAAUUGGGAACCUUUUGCUGAUUAUAUAGCCAAUGCUGCUGAUCCUCUUCAACUUCUUCAGCUUAUUGAAGAAUUUGUGAGGAAGGAGAACAUCUCAUUUGACAAUGCCCGUUCAGCAGAGAUCUUGCUGGGAAGGGACACCCGGCCCAGUGGAGAGUCUCUCCUUGAAGCUGCAAAGCAAGGAAUCAGCUCUAUAAUCGGUGCAAUUUACCAUGAUAUGGGAAUUUUAACCACCCCACAAUUACAUUGGAUGGUCCGUGCUAGAAACAUGGGUAUGAAUUCAACAGAGCAGGAUUACUUUGAGCAACUCUCACAUUCCUACAGGUGUUUAGUUGAAUUGAUCCCAGAGGGGAAUAAAGGGAGAAAAUCCAAUGAUAAAGUGGUAGUUGAUGGGGCUAAUGGUGUAGGAGGUGAUAAACUUGAAGUUUUGAAAGACAUGUGCGGUGGUCUAUCAAUAGAAGUAAGAAAUUCCAGCAAAGGAGAAGGUGUUCUGAAUGAAGGAGUUGGAGCUGAUUUUGUGCAGAAAGAAAAGGUCUUGCCUUCUGGGUUUGGCCCUAAUGAUGUUGGGCUGAGGUGUGCAAGUUUUGAUGGGGAUGCAGAUAGGCUUGUUUACUUUCUUGUGCAACCAGACAGUAAAGUGAUUGACCUUGUUGAUGGGGACAAGAUGCUAUCAUUAUUUGCUCUAUAUAUUAAAGAGCAAUUAGAUGUUCUCGAAGACAUUGAUUAUUUUAAAUCAUGCGAACCUUAUAAUCCACGUCUAGGCAUAGUGCAAACUGCAUAUGCUAAUGGGGCAUCAACUGAUUAUCUGAAGAACUUGAAAUUAAAUGUUGUCUUCACUCCAACUGGAGUGAAAUAUUUACAUGAAAAGGCUUCUGAAUAUGAUAUCGGUAUAUACUUUGAAGCAAAUGGCCAUGGCACCAUAUUGUUUUCUGAUAGUGUUUUAUCUUGGUUGGAGACUAAAAAUAGCGAGCUCUCUUCCUCUUCUACAGGCUCGGAAUAUAAAAAGGCUGUGUUGAGAUUAUUAGCUGCCAGUAAACUAAUCAAUCAGGCUGUUGGUGAUGCUUUGAGUGGAUUGUUAUUGGUAGAAGCCAUCUUACUACAUACAGGAUGGUCAAUUCAGAAAUGGAAUGAACUCUAUAAAGAUCUGCCUAGCAGACAGCUUAAGGUCAAGGUUGUCGACAGAACAGCUGUUGUCACUGCAAAUGCCGAGACUAUAGUUGUGCAGCCUGCUGGCAUCCAAGAUGCGAUUGACACUGCAACUGCAAAGUAUCAUCAUGGACGUUGUUUUAUCCGACCAUCAGGUACAGAGGAUGUCAUUCGAGUGUAUGCGGAAGCCACCACCCAGGAAGAGGCAGAUAAUCUAGCUAGUGAUGUAGCAAAGCUCGUAGAUCAGUACCUUGGAUUCGGAAGUUCUCAAUAAACAAAUUGACUAGCUGAUUUUUUCUGUUGCAGAAUUAGUUAUAACAUGGGAUUAGCCUGCUUGUUUGCCUCAGCCAAUCCCCUAUUUUAUAGAUCAACAUCAGAGAUCCUUUUUCUCUUGACAUGUUUAUAACUGAAAUAUUUUAUGUUCAAAGGUUUUACACAGAAAAAAGUUUUCCCCUUGAUAACAGAAGUGACAUUAACAGAUUUCCGCGAUAAUAAUGCAUUUUGCUUACAUAAAAA
Molecule: messenger RNA, 2255 nt
Organism: Chenopodium quinoa (quinoa)
Lineage: Eukaryota; Viridiplantae; Streptophyta; Magnoliopsida; Caryophyllales; Amaranthaceae
Product: phosphoacetylglucosamine mutase-like
Exons: 10
Coding region: 331-2013 (560 amino acids)
Biological process (GO): UDP-N-acetylglucosamine biosynthetic process; carbohydrate metabolic process
Molecular function (GO): phosphoacetylglucosamine mutase activity
Source: RefSeq, a predicted model, not a curated record